AUGAGGAACACCAAGACAAGAGUCACCAAGACAAGGAGCCGUGACAGAGACAACCAGGACAGAGACCAUCAAGAUGAAGAACAAGAUGAAGAAGACCAGGAUGAGGAACAUCAACAUGAGGAACACCAGGAUGGAGACCACCACGAUGGAGAACAUCAGGAUGGAGGCCCCCAAGAGGAAGAACAGGAUGAAGACCAGGAUGAGGAACACCAAGAUGAAGACCCCCAGGAUGGAGACAUCCAAGAUGAAGAAGAGGAUGAGGAACACCAGGAUGGAGAACGACGGAGACCCCCCAGGAUAAGGAAGACCAGAAUGGAGAACACCAAGACAAAGAACAGGAUGAAGAACAUCAGGAUGAGGAACACCAAGACGAAGACCCCCAGGACGGAGAAGGCCAGGAUGGAGACCCCCAAGACAAAGAACAGGAUGAAGAACAUCAGGAUGAGGAACACCAAGACGAAGACCCCCAGGACGGAGAAGGCCAGGAUGGAGACCCCCAAGACAAAGAACAGGAUGAAGAACAUCAGGAUGAGGAACACCAAGACGAAGACCCCCAGGACGGAGAAGGCCAGGAUGGAGACCCCCAAGACAAAGAACAGGAUGAAGAACAUCAGGAUGAGGAACACCAAGACGAAGACCCCCAGGACGGAGAAGGCCAGGAUGGAGACCCCCAAGACAAAGAACAGGAUGAAGAACAUCAGGAUGAGGAACAGCAAGACAAAGACCACCAAGGAUGGAGACCCCCAGGAUGAAAAACAGGAUGAAAACCACCAGGACAGAGACCACCAAGAUGAAGAAGACCAGGAUGAAGAACAGCAAGAUGAAGAACACCAGGAUGAAGACCACCAGGAUGGAGACUCCCAGGAUGAGGAAGACCAGAAUGGAGAACACCAAGACGAAGAACAGGAUGAGGAACACCAGGAUGGAGACCACCAAGACAAAGACCACCAGGAUGGAGAACAGGAUGAAGAACAUCAGGAUGAGGAACAGGAAGACGAAGACCCCCAGGAUGGAGACAUCCAAGACGAAGAACAGGAUGAGGAACACCAGGAUGGAGACCACCAGGAUGGGGAACAGCAAGACGAAGAAGAGGAUGAGAACCAUCAGGAUAGAAAACGUUAG
Apaloderma vittatum (bar-tailed trogon) is the source of this 1122-nucleotide messenger RNA. RefSeq names its product glutamic acid-rich protein-like. Bases 1 to 1122 code for a protein of 373 amino acids. The transcript has 2 exons. The record is from RefSeq and is a predicted model, not a curated record. Lineage: Eukaryota; Metazoa; Chordata; Aves; Trogoniformes; Trogonidae.